AUAUUUAAAAAUCAUUGAAAAAUUAAUUUAAUUAUAAUGCAAACAAAAUAUAAGUUGUUCGGAUAUGACGAACAUUAAUAAUUUUACAAAAGUCAUAGAAGAUUCCGCUGGCGAAAAAAAAGUUGUUUUGGAUAUAAAAAGUGGUGCAGUUCAAAUAUUCCGUCCAUUGGAGAAGCAAGAAAAGUAUUUUGAAGUGCAAAAGAAAAAAAGUAGAAAGAAGAUGCCACACACAAAUAUUGCAAAAUUAAUAUAUGCUGCUCCGACUCCUAAAAACACUCCAACAAAAACAAAAACUAAAACAAAUUACCAUAAUAUGAAAAGUUCUAGGAAGCUAUUUAAAGAAAAAAAUGUGGGUGACUGUAAAAUGUCAACAAGUCGAUCAAAUUCUGCUAUUAAUAAAAUUGUGGAGAACAAACAAAUUGUAGAUACAAAACCAAAUCUUGACAAUAAUUCUGUAGAAUGCGUUAAGAAUGUGAAGGAUGCCGAACCUUUAGAAUCCCAAUUUUUUGCACAAAAAGUCGAAAGGAAUGAAACAAAUAAAAACAAUUUCGUUGAGAAAAUCAUCCAGGAUGAAAAUUUCAAUAAACAACAAAAAAAUCCAAUAUUGGAAAAAAUGGAAACAAUUGCAAAUCAAACUAAACCUGAAAUAUUUCAUGAAAAACAGCUCGUGGAAAACUCAUUGAAAAGUAAUAAAAUGGCAAAUAUUACAAAUGAAAUUCAAAAUGGCAAUGAAAUAACAAAAGAUAAUAUUGGUGUUGAAAUUUCUCCAAAAAAAUCAUUGAGUACAUUUCGGGUUCCUAAAUUAACAAAUAAACCAAAAGAGAACAAUCCACAGAAUAAAAAGAAGUUCUACAACCCUGAAGAAGCAAAACAAUUUAUUAAAAAUCAAAGAGAUAAGUGGAAGGCAGAAGAAAAAGCGACAAUAUUAAAUAAAGAAAAAAUCGAUAAAGAAGAAAUAAAACGACGGUUGGAUGAACUUCAUAAAAAUACUUUAAAAAUUUUAAAAACAAAUUUAAAGAAGGGUAAAAAGCGUAGUGCUCCUAAAUCAAAACAAAAUUCCGGAAAGUGCAGUAGUCCUAUUAAAACUAGAAAGUUCAAUGAAACCGAAAAGGGGUGUAUUUCAAAUUUUUUAACAGCCAGAUCUGAUAGAUCCACGAUUUCAAAGAAAUCGGAUAACGCAAAAAUGUUAGAUGCUAAAAAAUGGAAAUAUUUUUCAAAAGCUGAUAUUAAAUUAAAUGAAAUUGAUUCACAAAACAGAAUUGGAUUGCUCAGAAAAGCUGAUAGUAGCGAAAUUUCAUUCACCAAUAUUAAAGACUACGACAUAGCAAAAGAAAAUGAAAAAUUAGAAUCUUUGAUCAAUUCUAAAUUGAAUUUAAAAUCAGAUUGCUUAGUUCCAUACAAUGAAAACGAUAAAAUCGUCCCUCAAGGUGAAAUAUUAGAUUUAAAAUUUGAUACAUUGACAAAACAGCAAACUGAACAUAAUAAUCUGCUUCAAAAGGAAAAUCAGAUCACAUGUAACGAAAACUUGUUGGAAAUAACUGAUAUUAGGAAAAAUAACUCAAAUAUUGCAGAUAAAGAUUUAAAGGAUAUCGAAAUUCAAACUUCACUUCAGGUACCAAACGUUAAACUUGAAUCUAGAUUUUUAAGAAGCAAAUCAGUUCAUGUACAAGUGCCGCAUGAAAACAAUAAAGAGAAUAUAUCCGUUGACAAAACUGUAAAUAAAUCGGAUGAAAUUCCGUAUUGGUUAAAACCAACGGCUGUUGAAAUUUAUCCAUAUAAUUUUAUUACAGCUGUUCGGAAGAAAUUGGAAGCUUUAACCAAUCCAGUAAUUCAACGACCUCAAACUCAUCAAAGAAAAAAUAAAAACCUUUAUAAAACUAGAAAAUCGAAUGUUUAUCAAGAUACACCACUCUCUCAUUUAAAACACGAUAAAAAUAAUGUGCGUAGGCGUAUCAUAAAUAACAAUUCAAGUUCCUCAAAUACCAAACACUCUUAUUCACAAGGUUUUAGUGUAAAUGGUUUAAAUGAGGAAAACGGUCUAAAUUCAAAUAAUGAAAAAUCCAAUAGUUUUUCGGAAAUAGUGUCCAAUUUUAGUUCCAUAUCCCUGCAUGUUCCGGAAUCCAAUACAAUAUCGGACAUGAGUUCUCUUAAAAGUGAUGUUGCAUCAAAAGCAGAAGAUAAACAAUUUCUUAGUAGUACUAAAAAUGAUAAUAUCUCUAAUAAGGAUUUCAGUGCGAAUGAUGAUACAACAAUUUCUUCUUCGGUAUUUUCUAGUCCGGAGAAAAAAAUUAAUUUUAUUGAAGUAAAACAGCCAAAAGAAGCUGAAAAUAUUUUAUCAGAGAAAACGAAUUCAAUAAGUCCAUUAUCUCUGGAAAAUAUAACUAACCUACAAGUAAAAUCCAAAAGAUCAGAAAUUAAAAAAGUAAUAGAUGAGGACUUGUCGAUUCCGAAUUUAAAUUUGAAAUUAAAUCUUAAAGGAAAGUCUGAGCAAAGUAAUGACAUUAAAAGCUCUAGUCAAAAGCAAGAAAAAUUAUUGGAACUUGAUCAGUUAUUAAAUAAUUUUAACAAAAGUCUUUCACAAGUUAUAGAAGUAAACAAUCAACUUAAAAAUACAUUAGAUAAAUCACAAAAUAUGUUGAGUCCGAAUUCAAAAAGGAGCUUGAAUCAUAAUCUGAAUGAAAUUCCAGUAUUAUCUAAACCAUCUGCGACUAGUUUUACCACAGGAGGCGAUUACACUUCUGAUUUUGAAGAUGAUGCUUCCAAUACUACAUUAAAAUCUGUUCAACUAAAACAAAAUUUUAAAAAUCUAAAUAACAAAUCAAUAUCUGAAGGUAAUAUUACAUAUGAAGAAAUAAAACCAACAAAACUAGAGAAAAGAAGUGCUAAAUCAGAAGAGUCGUCAAAGCAAAAUGUACAUGCUGUAGAAUUAAAUCCAAAAAGUAAAUUUGAAGUAACAAUCGAGCAGUCUUUAAAAUCGGACAAUAAUGUACAAAAUAUAACGGAAUCAACUAUUACAGAAGAUAUUUCUGAAAUUGCAAUUGAAGAAAGUGCUAAAAAUGAAAACAAUAAUAAAUCAGAAAAUUCAAUAAGAUCUGUUCAAGAUUUGCAUUCAAUGAAGGAUAGUAAAUUAAAAAAUAAUUCCGAAGAAAAAUUGAAAUAUCUCGAAAAUCAUAUAAAUACCACUCGUGGGAAUGACAGUGCUUUUAAUGAACUUCCUCUUAAUGGUGACAAUAUUAUAUGUACGAAUGUAAAAACUUCAGAAUCAGAGAAAAGUACUGCACCUCCAGUUUAUUCAAUUGAAAGAAAAUUUGAAAAGAAAACUCAAUAUUUAGAUUCAUCUAUUGGAAGUGAGUUUAUAGCCGUCUAUAAUAAGUCUGAUGUUGAAAUUUCAAUGUUCCUACAAGAUGACAGUAGAAGUGUGGCAAGUGAAGCAACAUUAAAUUAUUCUAGCAUAGGAAUGUAUGAACAACUGCUUCAAGCAGAAAACUUAAAAUCAGAACAAUUAACAGCGUUGUUAAAAAUGCGAGAAAAAGUAUUAAUAGAUAGAACAAAGGGCCAAAUAGCUUGGUUAGAAAUUCAAAAAGAAAAAUAUAAAUCAAAGGGUUUAUCAGAACGGAUAACAAUGAUUAAAAAGAAGCAAAGGGCUAUUCUCAUGAAAAUGGAAAAGGAACGAGAAGAAAUCAAAAGGUUAAUGAAUACUCAAGGAAAUAUAUCAAGUAAUAGUUCUGCCAGAAUUAAAAGUCAUCAUCAAUCUUCUACUUUUUUGAAAACAUAUAGACCAAAAUUAUCUGAUAGUAUAUCUAAUGUAACAAUAAGAAAAGGAUUCGCAACAACAAUAAGUAAAAGUCAAACUGGAAGUGCUAAAAUUGUUCGUGGAUUUGACAUAGGUGGAAGUGAAAAUUUAGAGAAAAUAUUACGAAAACGUGAGGAGGAAUUAAAAAAUCGACGUCAACAUGUUGAGCAUUUAAUGGCAUGGCAUCAACGUCUUGAUAAAGAAGAGCAAGAAGUAUUCCAAUUAGAACAAAUGUUAUUGGAAUGUAAUAAAAAUAAUUGGCAAAUAUUAUCGCCACAUGGUGUAGAUAUCUUAAAACCAAUUGCUUCUGAAAUAGAAUUAAAAAAAGAAAAAAAAAUUGCCGAAAUUGAAAAAAGUCUUAAAGAAUUGCAAAAUAUUUCUGUUUGCAGUAAAGAAAAUCAAAAUGUCAUAGAUCAUGUACGUGUAUCUGGCCAUAAAUUAAAUAAGUUAUGGUCACGAUUAACUGGUCAAAAAUUAAAUAAAUUUGAAGCAAAUAAGAAAUAUAAAUUAACAAAAGAAGAUUUAGAAAGAUUUUAUGAAAGAGCUAAAGAUAAAGUAAUUGAGGAAUUUAAUCGGGAACAUAAUUUAAAUAAAUUAUUAGAACAAUCAUCGAACGAGAAAAUUUCUAAUACAGAUAUUAAUAGCGAUAAUAAUCGUAAUGAUAUUGAUUCAAUAUUAAUCCAUAGUAUUGAAAUUCCAAGUUUACAUUUAAAUUUAAGUUCUGAAUCAGAUACUCAGCGUUCUCUUAAUUCUACAUCUAUUCAAAAUAUUCAAAAUUAUGUAGAAACGGAAGUAAAUGAAUACAAAUUAGAUAUUACGAGACUCGAUAUAACUGCUAUAGAACAAACAGAAAUUGUAACAGUUUCAAGUGAAGCGUUACUUAAUCAUCAAAAAAUAAUUUUAUCGCAUGAAUUACCUGAGGAACUUCCUGAAAAAAUUGAAAAUUUAAAUAAACUGGAGAAUUUGCAAAGCCAAAAAAAUGAAAAUACAUUAAAUAAUCAUAAAACUAUGUCAGAAAAUUCUAGCUCUGAUAUUAGAACAAACAUAUCUGAAAAAAUGGAGCAGUUAUUUAAUCAAAAGCAGUAUACUGAACGAAGUUUGAGCAAUAUAUUAGACGAAACUUAUAUCUUGAAAAAUAGUUCACCAGAAAUACAAAGCUCCAUAGAUGAACAAGUGCCUUCUAAAAGUAGUAUUACAGAAUUAAAUGAAAUUUCAGGAGAAAUAAAAAGUUCUCAACUUUCAUCAGAAACAAUUCAUUCCGAAAUUAAUCGGCCAAGUGUUAUUGUAUCAUUAACACAAAAGCUCAAUGUCAACGAAACCAAAUCUGGAUCAAAACCAGUGGAAACAUCUUCAAUAAUAACAAAAUUGGAGUCAGAGAAUAAAUAUACACAAAUUUUUGAAUCUGAUUCGUCUUCUAAAGUUUUAAAAAAUAAAACACAAUCACCAGAUCAAUCAAUUGAAAUUGCCAGUGUUUCAACAAAUAAUUCCACCAAACCACCGUCAUCGGUUUCAUUAAAUGAAUUCAAUAGUCCUCAAACAAAUUCGUCCACAACAAUUGAAUUGAUUUCACCUUCAAUUGAUAGGCAAACGGUCAUAUCAAAAACACCAACUAUUGAAGAAAAACAAACUGUAGAAAAUUCACAUGUAGAGAAGAGUUUGGACAAAAGUUAUGAAAAUAGUUAUGAAUAUGAAAAUGAUUUUUCAGGAUCUGAUUUUACAAUUUUAGAAGAUAUAUCAAUGCCAAAAUUUGAAACAACAAUGGACACGACUAGAGAGAGUUUCAUAACAAAAGAUUUAAAUUAUGCAAAUAAUAUGGAAAUCAAUAAUUCCAAUAUAAAUGACCAUCAUAUAGAAAGUUCUAAUAAUACCACAGAAUUAGAGAAACGGUUAAUUGAUUUAGAUGAUAGUUUAAAAGGUUUAAAUAGCACAAUAGAAAAAGUUUUAAGCCCAGAAGGAGCAGCGAAUUCCAAAAAAGGAACACCAAGUUCGAGUAGUGGCUCCACAACAAUUUCGCCUGUUUCGGUUACAAUAGCAGCGGCGAGCAUUGCUACAACUAAAAGUCAAUCUACUCUGCUAAAUACGGUAUCACAACAUCAAAAUAAUACUCUUUCAACAAUUAUUUCAAAUAAUCCAAAUGACUAUGAUAAAAUUACAUUAAUGCCAGAUAUAAUUAGUGAAGUUGAAAUUCGCAGAAGGCAAAAAAUAUUAAUUGAGAGUGAGAUUAAACAAUUGGAACAUGCUAUGCCAUAUGUUGUUUUCCGUGAAAUUCCCAAUAAACCGCCUCCACCUUAUGUACCUCCGGCACAUGGAAGUCCAAUGACAACAAUAUUUCCACCUGAGUCAAGAAUCAAAGAGAUUACAUUUAGAAGAACUGCUGAAUUAUUUGAAGAAAUCUCUAAAAAAACUGAUAAAAAUUCUGAGAAACAAAAUUCUAAGGAAUCAAUUUUAAAUGAAAACAUUACUAAUAUAUAUGAAAGAAUUAUUCUUGAUAUAUGUAAAGAAUGCAUGCAAGAAUAUGAAGAAAUAUUAAAUGAUUUAAAUCCUGAGUCAUACAAAAAUCCUCUAGCACUAUACAAUCCACCAGAUAGAUUAAAUUGCAUGCAAGAGUUUAUAUAUAGUCGUGUUAGAAAAUUAUUGGCAAUGGAAAAAAAAUGUCAAAGAAAGAGUUCAAUAUUUUCAAUUGGAAGGAAAAAACGUGAUCAUAUUGAUGAAAUCUUAAUACAAGAACUAUUUGAAGAAGAAUAUAAAUGGACAAAUUUUGAUCAAGAAGAGGAUGAAGUUAAAAUUACAAUUGUAGAUGAAAUACUAAAUGGUGUCAUUAAGGAUGUUGUUAUUGAAGCAGUUAACAGAAAUAAAAACAUCGAUGUCACUGAUGCAACGAAAUUAGAUUUAAAUAAUAAAAAUAACGUACAAAAUGAGAACAAAAGUCUUAAAGAUGCCUAAAUGAAUAUGUACUUAAACUUUUUACAUUUAAUUUUUAAUUUUUUUUUAGAAUUAUUGUUACGCUUAAGUUUUUUUUUUUAUCGCUGAUUAACUUUUUCCUUAAAAUUUUAAUUUUUAUAAAUUUUCUAUGUAAUAGUUUAGAAAAGAAGUGCUUUAA
Molecule: messenger RNA, 6893 nt
Organism: Condylostylus longicornis
Lineage: Eukaryota; Metazoa; Arthropoda; Insecta; Diptera; Dolichopodidae
Product: repetitive organellar protein-like
Exons: 8
Coding region: 65-6736 (2223 amino acids)
Biological process (GO): microtubule anchoring
Cellular component (GO): centrosome
Molecular function (GO): microtubule binding
Source: RefSeq, a predicted model, not a curated record